Messenger RNA from Electrophorus electricus (electric eel), 1155 nucleotides. RefSeq names its product aldo-keto reductase family 1, member A1b (aldehyde reductase) (gene akr1a1b). NCBI's taxonomy places the organism in Eukaryota, Metazoa, Chordata, Actinopteri, Gymnotiformes, Gymnotidae. Gene Ontology annotation, molecular function: alcohol dehydrogenase (NADP+) activity. Gene Ontology annotation, biological process: aldehyde catabolic process. The record is from RefSeq and is a predicted model, not a curated record.
CGCGCUCACGAGAAGGGGACGCGCCUCGCGGCGGCGUUGAACUCCGAAUAACACCGGUGCUUAGUACAGUCCAUUUUGGGAUACAAAGCAAAUAUGAAUGAUUUUGCAGUCCUGAACACCGGGCGAAAGAUGCCUCUCGUAGGACUUGGAACAUGGAAGAGUGAACCUGGAAAGGUGAAACAGGCAGUUAUUUGGGCCCUUCAGGCUGGCUAUAGGCACAUCGACUGUGCUGCAGUUUAUGGAAAUGAAUCAGAAAUUGGUGAAGCUUUUCAGGAGAUGUUGGGGCCUGACAAAGCAUUGAGGCGAGAGGAUGUAUUUGUGACCUCAAAACUGUGGAACACACGACAUCACCCAGAGGAUGUGGAACCAGCUCUGCUCAAGAGCUUGAGCGAGCUGAAGCUGGAGUACCUUGAUCUGUAUCUUAUUCACUGGCCCUAUGCCUUCCAACAAGGAGAUAUGACUUUCCCUAAAAAGGAAGAUGGAUCCAUAAUAUAUGAUGAUAUUGACUACAAGGUGACAUGGGCUGCCAUGGAGAAACUUGUGGAAAAGGGACUUGUGAGGGCCAUUGGGCUCUCAAACUUCAACAGCAGACAGAUUGAUGAUGUCCUGUCAGUAGCUAAUAUAAAGCCAUCUGUUUUACAGGUGGAAGGCCACCCUUACCUGGCUCAAGUGGAGCUACUGGCUCACUGCAGGGACAGGGGGAUAGUGAUGACUGCCUACAGUCCACUGGGCUCUCCUGACCGAGCCUGGAAGAGACCAGAUGAGCCGGUUCUAUUACAGGACCCAGUCAUUUCUGCUUUGGCCAAGAAGUACAACAGGUCUCCUGCACAAGUCAUAAUCAGGUGGCAAACCCAGCGAGGAGUUGUGACAAUCCCAAAGAGUGUUACAGAGUCUCGCAUCAAGGAAAAUUUACAGGUCUUUGAAUUCACUCUGGAGCCUGAAGAGAUGAACAAUAUAUCAGAAUUAAAUAAAGGCUGGCGUUACAUACUACCAGUAAUUACUGUUGAAGACAAGCUUGUACCAAGGGAUGCGGGACAUCCACACUACCCCUUCAAUGAUCCUUAUUAAAACAUUCUGCUGCAAGAUUCUGUGCCUUCCACCCAACUUCAGUUGACCCCUCUGUAUACAUUACACAUUAAAUGUUUUUCUAAUUGA